Messenger RNA from Notothenia coriiceps (black rockcod), 1806 nucleotides. RefSeq names its product tocopherol (alpha) transfer protein-like (gene ttpal). Gene Ontology annotation, molecular function: phosphatidylinositol bisphosphate binding. Lineage: Eukaryota; Metazoa; Chordata; Actinopteri; Perciformes; Nototheniidae. Gene Ontology annotation, cellular component: membrane. The transcript is spliced from 6 exons. The coding region runs from base 1 to 861 and encodes 286 amino acids. The record is from RefSeq and is a predicted model, not a curated record.
AUGUUUUCGAACAAAUCUGGAACCCAGGAGAAGCAUGAGCAGCCCAACCUCAGGACCCGGCUGGAUGACGCCUUCCUACUGCGCUUCCUCCGGGCCAGGAAGUUUGACUACGACCGUGCCAUGCAGCUGCUGCUCAACUACCACGCGGGUCGGAAAGCCUGGCCUGAAGUGUUCCAGGACCUGAAGCCGUCCACAGUGAAGCACGUCCUGGACCUGGGCUUCCUCACAGUGCUGCCACAGCCCGACCCCAGCGGGAGAUACAUCCUCUGUCUACGCCCAGGGAAAUGGAAACCAAAUGAUUAUCCGUUUGUUGACAAUGUGCGAGCUCUCUAUCUGACUCUGGAGAAGCUGAUCCAGCCGGAGGAGACGCAGGUCAACGGUAUUGUCAUUUUAGCCGACUACACCGGAGUGGGCAUGUCACAAGCGUCCAAUCCUGGCCCGUUCCUCGCCAAAAAAGUCGUGAGCAUCCUCCAGGAUGGGUUCCCAAUCAGAAUCAAGGCUGUUAACAUAAUAAACGAGCCCAUGAUUUUCAAAGGCAUCUUUGCUAUAAUUAAGCCUUUUCUGAAGGAGAAGAUGGCAGAGAGGUACGUCCUCCACGGCUCCGACCUGCGCUCUCUGCACAAAAACGUCCCCCGCUCGGUGCUGCCGGAGGAGUACGGCGGCUCGGCCGGACAGCUGGACCUGUGUUCGUGGUCCAGGGUGCUGCUGGGCUGUGAGGAGGAGUUCAUCGUGGAGUUCUGCCAGCCCGACCCACUAGAGGGCGUGGUGCUGCCAGACUCCAUGCUGUUUGAAGGGGAGACCAGGGGGCAGGACGACGACUCCUUCAGGGGGCUGCGCUCUCAACUCUACUACUGUUACUGAAACACUCUCUGAGAGGACUCUCGACUGAAACAUAUCGUUUAUCAAAUCAUGAGCCUUCAGCAGUACCAGUUAAGCAAAUCAUGUUGGUACUAAAAACAAUGUCCAGGGACUUUCAUACUAACACACUAACAUGUUGAUGCUACCAUCUUGAUUUGGCUAACAGGCUGCUAAAGCCUCAUUUUGGAUCUGGCUGAACUUUGAAAAUACAGGACCGUCGAUCUGUUAUCAGCCAGUACAGGAGACAGAAACGGAGUCAAUGCACAUAUGGGCAUGUCUGUAUUGUUUAAAAGUAGGAAUGGAAAAGUGUGAACCUCUCCUUUUAAUUCAAUCAAAAUUACACAAGUCAUUUACUGGCCAUCAGUGCUCUGUCUUUAUAGUAGCAUCACCCCACAACUCAACGUGUUUUGUGUAAAUAACUGUCUAAUAUGUUGCCUUAAACUGUUGAUUUCCCAUGUGGUAUAAAUCAUGUUGGAUUUGUUUGUACCAAAGCAAUAUUCAUGUGUUUUCUCAACCGGGCCUUCCUUACCUAAGGGUGACUACAAAUUGAUGGCUGCUGUAACUGAGAGAACAAUACAUUAGAUUUAACAGUAAUUCAUGUCUAAAUUUAACACAGUAUUUGAAGGCCUUUGUUUUGGUGAUACUUUAGUUUUCUUUAGCUUUGCCUUGUGUUUUUUUUUUUACUUUUGUUUUUUAACUGUUUGCUCUCAUCACUCAGUCUUAACCAUCACUGAUCAAAGGAGUCCCAUGAGGUAUACAACCGGUUUGCCAAAUUUCCCACCAGGCCAUGUACAGAAAUGUGCAAUAAUGUUGGAUCUGUUUCCUCGGGGUAGCCCGAAGCUAACUUGUAUAUUGAUUGUCUUUUAUAUUUUUAUUUUGAGCAUGUCUGUGACCAUAAGAUAUAUUGUGUUUCAGGAUAUUGCUGGUAGUAAAGACCAUAAACUGAAA